AUGAAUAAAAAAGUCAUUGAAGAAAUGAAAAUUAACGGAACAAUGAACAAGCUUCGGGCUUUAUUCCUUAAAGAAGUAUGCGAGGAGGCAAUUGAAUCAAAAAAUAAGAAAUUAACAAAUUUCAAAAAUACAAAUACUGAAGAAGCAUAUGAAAUUGCAGCUGAUUUGGUUAUGCAAUACCUAUGCUCAUUCGCUUUAAGUAUGACAUACGAAACAAUUGAAGUAGAAUCCAACAACACAAUUCAUUUCGAUUCACGAUCAAAUAAAAUAGAUGAAUUGGACUUCUCUGGAGAUGAAGUUGCUGAAAAUGCUCCAAUACAAGCUCUUAUGCAUUUCAUUCAGAAUCGAAAACCAAUCCAACCUCCAAAGCCAAAGGAGAAGAAGAAAACAAAACCAGAGAGUUCCAAAUCUCAACCAAAGAAUAAUACAAAGGCAAAGCACGCUAAAGUACCUCAGCCCAAAUUUUUGCCAAAGCCUCCACCUUUACAGAAUCCUGUUCAAACGAAGAAACCUUCACGAUUUACUGACGAAUCAACUACAGAGGAAAGCAUCAAUUUUAGUGAGCAAUUUCCUCAAAAUGCGUUGAGGGAUCCGAGACCAAUUCCUGGCAAUCUUAAACCAGGUGGUCCACCUCCUCAUAUGCGUAAGCACACGUCUUAUUCAGAGGAAAGUUCUUUAGAUUUAUCUGGAUAUUAA
Trichomonas vaginalis G3 is the source of this 696-nucleotide messenger RNA. RefSeq lists its product as uncharacterized. Bases 1 to 696 code for a protein of 231 amino acids. The record is from RefSeq and is a predicted model, not a curated record. The transcript has a single exon. Lineage: Eukaryota; Parabasalia; Trichomonadida; Trichomonadidae.